This is a messenger RNA of Cinclus cinclus, 690 nucleotides long. It is a transcript of the gene EEF1AKMT2, whose product is annotated as EEF1A lysine methyltransferase 2. Gene Ontology annotation, biological process: peptidyl-lysine dimethylation; peptidyl-lysine monomethylation. The coding region runs from base 1 to 690 and encodes 229 amino acids. The record is from RefSeq and is a predicted model, not a curated record. Gene Ontology annotation, cellular component: cytoplasm. Gene Ontology annotation, molecular function: protein-lysine N-methyltransferase activity. NCBI's taxonomy places the organism in Eukaryota, Metazoa, Chordata, Aves, Passeriformes, Cinclidae. The transcript is spliced from 6 exons.
AUGGCGCUGGCCGGGGACGAGCCCUUCAGCCCCUCGGUGCUGGGCACCAGGGAGCACUGGGAUGCUGCGUAUGAAAGAGAACUGCGAACUUUUCAAGACAUUGGAGAUACCGGGGAAAUCUGGUUUGGAGAAGAAAGCAUGGUGCGCAUAAUCAGAUGGUUGGAAAAGCACAAGGUUCCCCUUGACAGCUCUGUGCUUGACAUUGGGACUGGGAAUGGUGUUUUACUGGUUGAAUUGGCAAAGUCUGGCUACAUGAAUCUCACAGGGAUUGAUUAUUCACCUUCUGCAAUACAGCUUUCAGAGAAAGUAAGAGAGAAAGAAGGGAUGUCUAACAUUAAAUUAAAGGUAGAAGACUUCCUGGCACCCUCAGCUGAGCUGUCAGGCUUUGACAUUUGCAUUGACAAGGGGACUUUUGAUGCCAUAAGCCUCGACCCCAGUGACGCGGUGAGGAAGCGGAAGGUGUACGUGGGAUCCCUGUGCAGGGUGCUCAAACCAGAGGGCUUCUUCCUCAUCACCUCUUGCAACUGGACCAAGGAGGAGCUGCUGAACGAGUUCAGAGAAGGAUUUGAAAUUCUGGAGGAGCUGCCAACACCCAAGUUUUGCUUUGGAGGAAGAAUUGGAAACAGUGUAACAGCAUUGGUUUUCCAAAAGAAAAAAGUGAGGCCAUCCAUCUUGGACAAAUUAGAUUAG